Messenger RNA from Pelobates cultripes (western spadefoot toad), 15744 nucleotides. The record is from the annotation of a GenBank genome assembly. Lineage: Eukaryota; Metazoa; Chordata; Amphibia; Anura; Pelobatidae.
GCCGAGAAGACUCCAUUUCCCGGCAUGCUCGGCGGAGCAGGCUCGCUGUGACAGGAGCCGCAGUGGGUCAUUGCGGCGCAGCAGCUUGGCCAGGUAACGCGGUGACCAUGGAUAACUCCGGCAAGGAGCGGGAGGCCGUGCAGCUGAUGGCCGACGCUGAGAAGCGGGUGAAGUCCUCGCAGUCCUUCCUGAGGGGCCUGUUCGGGUGAGUGAGGGAUUCUGGGUAAUGUCUGGACCAGGGCCCUCUGACUGACAGCCUAUGGGGGAAGGGUGGGGCUCACUGCAACCCCCAUCACUCUCAGCCAGCCCCCUAAUCACACUCAGCCAGCCCCCUAAUCACUCUCAGCCAGCCCCCUAAUCACACUCAGCCAGCCCCCUAAUCACUCUCAGCCAGCCCCCUAAUCACUCUCAGCCAGCCCCCCUAAUCACUCUCAGCCACCCCCAAUCACUCUCAGCCAGCCUCCCAAUCACUCUCAGCCAGCCCCCAAUCACCUCAGCCAGCGGACUCCCAAUCACCUCAGCCAGCGGACUCCCAAUCACUCUCAGCCAGCCCCCCAAUCACACUCAGCCAGCCCCAAUCACCUCAGCCAGCGGACUCCCAAUCACCUCAGCCAGCCCCAUCUCAGCCAGCCCCCCAAUCACACUCAGCCAGCCCCCCAAUCACACUCAGCCAGCCCCCCAUCACACUCAGCCAGCCCCCAAUCACAUCAGCCAGCCCCCAAUCACACUCAGCCAGCCCCCCAAUCCACACUCAGCCAGCCCCCAGAUCACACUCAGCCAGCCCCAGUCACCUCUCAGCCAGCCCCCCCAGUCACUCUCAGCCAGCCCCCCCAUCACUCUCAGCCAGAAUGCACGUGGCAAGAAUCUUCUCUCUCUUUGGAUGCAUGUACUUACGUCAUCCUAUAUUAUCCAAAAUGAAGCCAGCCAAGUCAAAAUUGGGGUAAAAAUUACAGAUUGCCAUCUGGAGCAUUUCUCAAAUUAACUACCAUAUAAAUAGUUCCUAACAUAUGCCUUGAGUUUAAUAUUUUUGGAUAAGCUUCUCAAAUGAUUUAAAGAGACACUCUACUGCUCAAAUACAAAAAGGAACGAACAACACGGUUUAGUAGGUAUACCCCCAAAAACAUGGUGUUUAAAUAUGUAAAUUAUUUACAUGGGGGUAUAUCUAAAAGCUGCUGCCUUGUCUUGUCUGCAGCCAUUUCAAGUCCUCCCCUUCUAACCACACCCAGGCUUUCUGGACUAUCCAAUCAGAGACUUCCUAACGCAGCUCAAUGAGAAGUCAUUGCAAGGCAGGUACCCUGAGCAAUUGUGUCUUCUUUAGUUUAUCUCCACUGAGCUAAAAACACCAGGAAGUUAUAGGACCCAUUGUCUAAAUGACAGCGAAUGUGUUGUGACAGCAUUAAUUUAUAAAAGUGCCAAUUUCUCCUGAAAUCUGCACUUUUUGUAAUCACAGAUCACUUCAUUGUCACCCUUUAAUAUUUUUGGAUAAAAUUGUAAUGAUAUAUAUAAAAUCCUAGCUAAAAAUAUAUCAAAAUUAUUAUAAUAUGUUAUCAAAAUAUUCAAUACGUAUCAAAAAUGUUAAAUUGAAGCCAUCAUUUGUAAAAAUAAGCAGAGUCAUUGUUCACAUUAACGGAACCUUUCACUGCUAUUAUAUAGUACAUAACUACGGAAUCUGAUGGCGCUAUAUAAAUAAUAAAAUAAUAACAGUUGGCCCUUGACUUCCCAACAGUUUAGUAUCCCUGCUGUAAAGAAAGCUGAAUGCUGGAAUAGAAAGGCAUUACAGGGAAAGGUGACAAAAGGAAUGUGGGAGUUUGAAAGGAACAUUCUAAGCAGCACUGAGAUGGCAGAUUAGCAUGUAGCUUGUAGCAGAUUGUGUGUUGUUGCAGUGAAUCAAAUAAAUAUCACUUGAGAUUAUGUACAUUGUUUUUCCAUUAGAUUUUAUGAUAUUGUGUUUUCUUCAAUUAAUCACUUAUACGCAGUGAUCUUCUAUAACCAGGCUUUACACUUUAUAGUUUGUCAAAGCAGAGUUGUUUUGGGAUUUUAGGUUUUUUAUUUAGUUUCCGUAUUAUUUACAUGACAAAGUAUGGAGAUGUUUGUGUCGGUUAUGCGAAGUGUAACAAAGUAGCACUGUUGCUAUGCAUUGUGAUAUGCCGUCUCUGUGCUUUAGGAGAAUAUGUUGGACUUUACUCAAACUUUGCAUCCUUUUUGCGAAUGGCAAAAUUCCAAAGAGGCUGUCCAUAUUUUUGCUAAGCAAUCCGCAUCAAUGGCAAGAGAGCGGAGGAAAUUGCAUAACCGUAAAACCAACCAAUUGUAAAUACAGUUUUGUUAUUUUAAAAGGUGUGCUCUGUUUUGCUGGAUUUUUUUUUUCUCUUGCUGUGAUCCAUGAGUUUUUCUGCAGAUUUGGGCUAAAAGUUUAAGGCCGUAUCUAUUAUGUGUUUUGCUUGGUUUUCAAUUUGUUCAAGAUAUAAGUUUAGCAUGUAACCAUCUUUUAUAUGCUUCAUAUAAUAACCUGUACAUGUGAUGGUACAUGUGAAACUGCUGCUGUAUUCUGAUCAGAAAUCAAUCCAGACAAAAAAAAUAUUCUGGCUGUCUGCCAGUUUCCCUUUAGGAAGCGUUUUCUUUAGCUGUGUCAUUAGCCACAUUGAAUACAUAAUCCCUUCUGACAUGAUCCCCAGCAGUAAUUGCUUGGCACGGCGUUGGCUGAAUGAUGCACAAAUAGACUACCCGCAAUUGACCCGAGAAAUAUUGGCACUAGCUGUUGCAAAGGCACACUGCAUUCUUUGAUCUCUUAAUGAGGUGUUAAUCAAUUUGCUUCUUUAUGCUGUUGAGAAUUAAUCCCAGAUAUACUUGUUAUGGAAAAAAAAAAAUAUAUAGAUUAUAGUCUUGAUUUUUUUACAUUUUUGGACUAUAAAUAAUAAUAAUUAAAAAUGAAUCAUUGCUAUGUAUUUUUUUCCUGUGCCGAUUAAGGUGAGCUUCACAUUAGCCUUUUUGGUAUUUUAUUACGUUUUAUAUAUAUAUAUAUAUAUAUAUAUAUAUUUUAUUUUUUUAUUUUUUUUUUGUCCUGUGUAAUAAUUGCACAAUCCUGAUAGAUAUUAGUUGAUACUGAAAAUACUACAAAGUGGUGAUCCAUAGUCGUUACUUGCUAAAAAGGGAAUUGGAAUUGAGGAGAAUUAAGCUGGGAUUGCAAAUCUUAGCAGUAUAGCCAGAAUGGAUUUAUUCUGUAUUUUAGUCUAUUGCAGGAGUUUGCAACCUAUGCAACGGGUACCUUUGCAUGUCACGCAAGGCCGGCACCUAAAUAGGCUAGAUGGGAAGAUCAGAAAGUUGCUAAACCACCUACCUUACCAUGCAAUGCUCUGAAUCACUUGUAAUGUGCCAGAACGGAGUUAAGAGAGCUGCACUUGAUGUGCAGACUGUAAGUUUCGCCAACAAAUCACCAUGGAUUUAGGAUUCGUGACCUCAUUAAAUGCCACCCUGCCCAUCGAUCGUAAGAGGGAAGUGAGCAGAAAACAAUGUUUUUUUAUUUAAUGACAAGUUUUUAAUGACAAGUAUUACACUUUAGGCAGCCCACAUACACACUUGAACAGUCCACAUAAACAUGCAUAGUACCACAGACUGCAACACACGUAAGUAGCAGACAGCCCACAUUUACAGACAAAACCGUACAAGCCAACCACUCCACACACAAUACCACAAACAACAAGGCAUCCACAAUGCUACAUACAGCCUAUCUAUACUCUUCCAUAAGAACCAGACAUCCCGAAGGCGGAGCCUAGCAGCCAACUGGAACAGACGCAUGAUCAAUGAGCGCCUCAUCCACAGCUAUUAUAAAUGCGAGUUUUGCAAAAAUAACAAGCUGAAAAUCGAUCCCAAAGACCCACCAGAGCCAUGGGACGGAAAACAAAGAAACAGAAGCCAGACAAGCCCAAAUCGGGACCCGAUAUCGGGGACUUAUUCCGCCAGGCACAAGACGCACGGGGUGCCAAGAUGGCCGCCGACAUGGCAUGGUACUCAGACUCAUCGGACGAACUGAGUCUAGAUGAGUACACCAGCGGAAUGUUUGCCCCGCAGACUCAACCGCCCGCACCCAAAAAGCAGGGCGGUGGUGACAGGCCUAGUGGGGCGCAUUGGAGCCAUAGAGGCACACACAGACAAACUGGCCCAGGAAAUGAAGGAUCUACGUAACGAGCUACAGGCGCUCAAGAAGCAUCAAGCGUAAGCAACUACAGACCAUCGAUUUGCAGCACUUGAGGACCAAAGACGCCGCAAUAACCUCAAGAUUCGAGGUGUCCCAGACAACAUCCCGACGGAGGAACUCCCACACCUGAUGAGGAGGCUCGCGGGAACUCUACUGAAGCCACAACAAGCGAAAGUCUUGAGCUUUGAGGCGAUCUUCAGACUCCCUAAACCGAGGAAGGCCCCAUACACGGCCUCCAGGGAUCUGGUGGUGAGGUUCCGAUCCAGAACAGACAAAGUGGCUAUACUCACGGCCCUACAGGGGAAGACGCCACUCAUUUUUGAAAACGCCAACCUUACCUUUUUUUACCACUUGUCUGGAGACACCAUGCAAUGGCGCAGAUCCCUACAGCCGUUCACGACACUCCUGAGGCAAAACGACAUCACCUACAGAUGGCCCUACAGGUCCUGAAAAACAACCUGAUUCACACAGUCAAAGACCUACUGGAGGCUGUGCGGCUGCUGCCAACACUUGGCCUGCCAGAGAACUCUCUCACGCCAGCAGCCCCGGCGGGCGCAAACAGCAUAAAGCACCGAUGGGACCCAUCAAAGAUCACGCCAUUCGUGCCUCUAACAAGGCAGCCAAACAACCCUGCAAUGGCCCCAUCCUGAGCGGAGACGCACGGGGCACCACGCGGCUCUACACUAUCCCAGGAGGCGUGGUGACAGCGACUCACAGUCGCUCCUGCUCAACAUCAGGCUUUAUUUUUCUUUGUUUCCAGUUUUCUUUGUUCCCAUUGACUUUUACUUUUAUACCUGGCUGCAUUACACUGCUGGACCCUCUGAAGACCGUGCCAAACCGGGGUCCACUCAAGCCCAUUAUGCGGGACUUUUGAUGGCUUCGUGAGAUGGACUCAUAAGGGACUUCACAAGGACUCACGGUAACUCCCUCAGAUGCCCCAGGGCGCCUGGCUGUAUUGAGACCGUAAAUACCCCACACCCAGAGACUUGCAGUCCACCAUGCAGGCCAGCCCGUGAGGACCCCCGAUGGGGAUCAGUUUAUAAUUGCGUUUUGGACGCACACUUGUUUUUCCAUGUUAAUAUUAAUAAUGAUAGAAUGUAACAACACAGAGACAACCCUGACCGCACAACACGACAUACAAGCCCAAAUAGACACAAAACAUGCCAUAGGGUACUGGUUUCUACACCUGGUGUACAGGUGGCUCGGCGGAGCGCCGUCUAAAACUCAUUAGUCCAUUUACUUACGGCACGACUUAUCUGGGAGCUGCAAACUGCCCGGCAACUACUGCGAGGCAUAACAUGCCAUCACAAAACCCGCAUCGACACAGCUAAGGUGACACAGCUAAUCACAACUCACUUAACCCUACCUUGACAGUAUAGCGGCCUAGCCGAGCAUGAAUUAUUCCUCAAGGAACUGACACACAAUUUACCUAAGUACUACUUCUAAGCCGACCACUACUACACGGUAACCAAUAAUAUUGCACUAAACACACGGUAGCGUAAGCCACACUAACGCAGUUAACGAUACUCACUCACUACUAUUCUGACACUAGAAACGUUUAGUUAUCCUUGUUAUCUAUAACAAAUAUAAAAAUGUGCGCACUUCUAUGUCAGUCUAACCUCGCAAUUCAUGGAAUACGCUGUUGUGGCGUGUGUUGCUUAUUUGUAAUAAUGUGCACAACAAAAAAAAAAAGAACCAGACAUCCUAUUUGCAUACAUAAUACAUACAUCAUUCCUCAACGUACAUAAUUGUUACGUAAAAAAAUAAAAAGGGACUUCAAAGUCUUACUUUGGCACAAUGCUGCUAAAAGGUUGCCUACUAAAGGUCAAUACCACCCAAUCACAAAAGGGAUGUUGCUUUUUAUGGUGUUAUGGUUUUUUUCACAAUAUUGUCUGAUUUUUGUUAAAGGACCACUAUAGUGCCAGGAAAACAUACUCGUUUUCCUGGCACUAUAGUGCCCUGAGGGUGCCCCCACCCUCAGGGACCCCCUCCCGCCGGGCUCUGGAGAGAGGAAGGGGUUAAACACUUACCUUUCUCCAGCGCCGGGCGGGGAGCUGUACUCCUGCUCUCCUCCUUGCUCGCGACGUCAUCGGCUGAAUGCGCAUGCGCGGCAGGAACCGCGCGCGCAUUAAGCCGGUCGCACAGGAAAGCAUUUACAAUGCUUUCCUAUGGACGCUUGCGUGCUCUCACUGUGAUUUUCACAGUGAGAAGCACGCAAGCGCCUCUAGCGGCUGUCAAUGAGACAGCCACUAGAGGCUCUGGAGGCUGGAUUAACCCUCAGUAUAAACAUAGCAGUUUCUCUGAAACUGCUAUGUUUAUAAAAAAAAAAGGGUUAAUCCUAGAGGUACCUGGCACCCAGACCACUUCAUUAAGCUGAAGUGGUCUGGGUGCCUAGAGUGGUCCUUUUAAACUAUAUUGUUUAGAUUCAUAGGAGUUUCUAAACUGGUAUAAUAACCUUUUUAAAUUUUUAUUUAUUUUUAGUGGCAACAAUAAGGUUGAAGAAGCAUGUGAAAUGUAUGCCAGAGCAGCAAAUAUGUUCAAGAUGGUGAAGAAUUGGAGUGGUAUGUGCCUUGGUUGUUUACCUACUUCUGCUUUUUUUUUUUUUUUUUAAUCUUUGGAUCUGCUGUGUAUAAAAUAAAUUGGGGAUGAUUUAUAGUGACAAUUCCAUUAAAAAAAUGUAUCUUGUACAGAAAAUAAAACUAAGUGCUAUAUAGAUACUUGCAAGAGAUUGCACUUGGUAUUUUAAGAUAAUUUAUGUGCCUGUCUUUUCAAUUUUCUCUUCCAAUAAUAAUAAGAUCGACUCCAGGGCAUAAAUGAGUAAAGAUGGGAAGGAGGGGGAGGGGUAAAUAGUUACUUGCCCACUAUCCCAAAUCCCUAUCCUGCAAAUGUAAAUAACUGGUGUGUUUUUUGUUUUUUUUUGUAUUGCUCAAAUGGCCAUUGGAGUGAUAUUUUAAAAAAAAAAAAAAAAAAAGCACCAGUUAUUUAAACUCACAGGAUAGUUAUUUUAAAGGUACUUGGGCUCAUGCGCAGGUAACUUUACUUUACUUUACUUUUCUUUUUUUUUUUUUUGGAGAGCAUUGCCUAAUUUUGUGCAUUUGUAAAAUCCCUUUAUUCUUAUUCCUUGUAGUGCAGGGCUAGCUCACUUGUUGAAAUUGCACGCAGCUUAUGAGCUGAGCCCUGCCUGCACCACUAGUAAUGAUUUAGGCUUAGCUCAGGCAGAGCAUUUCCAGCUGUCAGUGGAAGGAAACGAGACCUGGGCACAUGAAAAGACACCUUAUUUACUGUAGCCCUCGAGUUAUUGUUGCUGUUUUUGGUGCGUAUCCUCGCUGACAAAACAGGGAAGCAUCAGGCUCAUUAAAAAUGACCAUGCUUUGUAUCAUAUUUCAAUCAUAAAGACUUUACAAAAGUGAAGGGUGAAAUUUAACAUACGUGUGUGUUUUUAAUGAGUUUUUGAACUUAAUAAAAUGUUAAUAUCCUGUUUGAAUAUAUACUUCUUGGUGAUUUACCCAAUUUAGGGAACUUUUUUUGUUUAUCACCGUCUUGUUUUUCAAAUGUAAACAUUGCAAUUUCUCACAAAUGAGCUAUGAUUUACAUUGCCUAAAAGGGACAUCAUUUAUGUACCAAAACCACUACAUUGCAAUGAAGUGUUUUUUUAUGCUUGCUGGUUAACUAAGAAGAAAUUAUCAUUACUAUAAGUCUGCCACUUUGAGUGACACUAGAGGAGGAAUAUCUUCUCCUUUGCUGUCCAAGGUUCCUCCAACUUAGGCAUGCAGCAUGUAUAAUAGGGCUAAGCAAAAGGUUGAUCUCCAGGGUGGUACUCUAAAGGCUGCAAAGCAUCAUGGAAGUUGCAGUUCUACACCAUCUGAGAAUCUACCUUAUGCCCAUUCAUAGGGCAGAUACACGGAUCACAAAUCCCUUUUGCCAUAAGUGCUUUAGGAGUAUCAUUUGCAUGUUUUUUUUUAAUAUGUUGUGUGUUGAUAUAAUGCUAUUUAAAAGUUGGGAUCACCGUGACACCUGGUGUUCUUUUUAAAUACUUCGUACAACAAUAUCUUAGAUCUCAAUCAGGCUGAAAUUUAUUAUUAAUGUUUCUGUAACUUUUUUUUUUUUUCUAGCUGCAGGAAACGCGUUUUGCCAGGCAGCCAAAUUACACAUGCAACUACAAAGCAAGCACGAUGCUGCCACGAGUUUUGUAGAUGCUGGUAAUGCGUUCAAGAAAGCAGACCCUCAAGGUGAGCACUUACUGACUUAUUCUAAAAUUGCUUGUAGUUAUGUGUGGAUCGUUGCUGCAGCUGGUGUGUGUGCGCUCUUUAAAUCCAUAGACUGUAGCCCUAUACAUUAUAUAAAUAAUAAUUGUGUUUUAGGAAUUGGUUCCAUUGUAGUGCACGGUAUACAGGAAAAGAAAUGUAGCACAGUGACUACGUAUAGUAAAUUGUCUAGUGAUGCUGGAAUUGCUUGGUCAGAAGAAUUAUGCAAAAACACGACCUAACGUUGAAUGUGUAGAAUAAUCCACCAUGCUCACAAUAAUAACAUACAGCGAUGAUCUGCUUCAGCAAAAGAAAAUUAAAUGUAGGGGAGGAUUACCAAGAGCCACCCAUAGCAAAAUAUACGGCUUUCAAAAAAAACAAAAACAAUCCUUAAACAUGGUGUUGGAUAGGUAAUUCUACAAAAUGACUUUGUGAAAAAUUUGGAAAAUUAAAAAAAAAUGCUGCAUUGCUUCUACAUUAAUGAAUGAAAUAACUGAAUUGCUAGCUGACAUGCUGUUUAUCUUUCUUAAUGCAUAUCAGAAGCCAUCAACUGCUUAAAUGCAGCCAUCGAUAUUUACACAGAUAUGGUAAGGAAUAGAAUACUGUGGAACUGUUAGAAAUAGAACCUGGUGAGGUAGUGCAUCAACUUCAGGUUUGCAGGUUACUACCAAUGCUGCGGUGAACAAAACCGGUACCAUUACGCUAUAUAAUCUAUCAGUUAUUACGAUCUAUAGCCGCAGAUAGUAAUUUCUUUAUUAUAUGCAUUUAUGAAAACUUAUUUACCUAAAUGUUGCGGUAUACAUUUAGGCUUGACGAUGUGAUGCAUGGAUUAGUGAUUUGUACUAAAAACUUGUGUUUUGAACUUGAGCAUGCUUGUACCACCACUAUCCAUGUGCUUUUUUUUUUUUGGCUGUAAACUGAAACUGUUGUAUUCUUCUGUCACAGGGAAGAUUCACUAUUGCUGCAAAACAUCACAUUACAAUUGCAGAAAUCUAUGAGACAGAGCUGGUAGACAUUGAAAAGGUAAGCUCCAACUUUCUGAUUUUUGCAUUUGAUUGAAGCACAUUAAUAAAUGGAAGAUGCUCACAUUUAAGUGAAUUUUGAUGACCAAAACAAAAUAUCAGAAUUUGUUGGGUCACAAUAUAGUAGUGUUUUAAAUCAUAUUUAAUUAAAUGUUCAGGAUUGUAUUAUUAGUUAUUGCACUUAAACUCAUAGAGGUGUGUCAGAUUGUACAAGGGUGAACAGAGCGCUUGUAUAAAACCUGAUUAUAUAAGUACACUUAGCUAUGCUGAAUGUAAUUUUGAGUGUGAAGCUAAUCUGCCUGCAAUCCAUUCUGGUAUUACACAAACAUGCAAUGACUAGUUUUGGAAGACCAAACGCUUCAGAAAUCUAUUUCCCAUUAUGGAUCAUGGAAAAUUGAGACCUCUGGGGUUCUGAGGUAAACCAACAUAAGCUAUUCUGAUAUUUUAACCAAGGUCCCUAAUAAUCAGCUUGUUCUAAGCCUUGGAAACCUGUCUUGUCAACCAGCCCCUUAAAUGAAGGUGUUAUGGUACCAGGAGGCUCCCGGGCAAACUCUUACCUUAAAGGGAUAAACGUUCUUGAAAGGUUUGCAUUAUUUGCGUAGACACCUGAUGGUGACAUUGUCGCUUGGUGUCUAGUGGCUGCGGGGUAUAGGGGAAGGCAAGUUUUACUUAACUGAACCUGUCCCUUGCAUCUUCCGCCAUCAGCAUCUGGUGGGCCCUCUUCAGCUCAUGGCAUUUCACCUGCCAGGAGCCAAUGUCAGUGCUGUCCUUUUGCGCAUGUGAGGUCUAUGGAGGACCCCACAAUACCCAGAGAGCCUUCAUAGAUCAGGGUUUCAUAAACCCCUUAAGGACACACGACAUGUGUGACAUGUCAUCAUUCCCUUUUAUUCCAGAAGUUUGGUCCUUAAGGGGUUAAAGGGAGAAUUUAUAGUACAUUUCAAAUUUAAGACCUAAGUAGCUGAAUUGCAAGCACAGCAGACUUAGAUAAUGUUUCCAGUUCUGCUAUUUUUACCUCAAUUUUGAAGUUCACAUUGAAUUGUCACUUUAGUAAAUAACCCUGAUUGUCUUGAAAUGAGUGAGAUACUGCCUUAUUCCCCCAGCUCUGCCUUUCGACAAGUGUUUAUUUUUUUCGUAAAGCGGAGGAAAACGAAUUAAGGCAAUGUAGUCCCUACUUUGCCUAAUGUCCUCUAGGAGAAAUAGAUUGCAAAAGUAGAACAGAUUAGGAGUAAUGAAAAGCAGAGGAACAGAUUGAAGUAAGGUAAGUAAAGGGAGAAAGAUCUGCUUUGUAUUGUUCCUUAUGCUCUAGAAUUCUCUCAGACAUCUGAAAAUUUGGGAGCAAUCCUGCAAUCUUCUGCAUUGCUUUUUGGGGAUCUGUGUUUCCUUCAAGACAAAUCCAGCUUUAUCAAAAUUCUGCACACGUCUCUUGGAACAUAUGUGAGCUAUGUUUUAUCACUCAUACAUUGUUUUAUUAUUCCCAUUUAGGCUGUUGCACAUUAUGAACAGUCAGCAGAUUACUAUAAAGGAGAAGAAUCUAACAGGUAUCAAUCUACCACCAGGCUGUAGUGACUAUUGUACAAGGAGUGCUGCCAUAACCUAAUAGUCAAACUACUAAAAUGUGUGAAAAUGAUACCUUGUUUAUAUGAAUACUAAUCCCUCCAAUGCAUAUAAAAUUGCAUGCUGAUUAUAGGGAUUUUUUUCUCUUUUCUUCUUGUAACUGAUGAAGGUGGCUCUGGAUCUGAUUACAUUAUGUUGGUCUAAAAUGUAUUAUUACGGUAUGAUUUUUGAGAUAAAUACCCAUCGUAAGAUUGAACUCCUAUAUCUAGUACGAUUAAGGUGUACGUAUUGCUGUUAAUUAGAGAUUCUUUCUGUCCAUGAUCCGUUCACUUUACAUUUCAGCUCUGCUAACAAGUGUCUUCUAAAAGUAGCUGGGUAUGCAGCACAGCUGGAGCAGUAUCCAAGAGCAAUUGAAAUAUAUGAACAGGUUUGUGGUUGUCCCCCCCCCCCCCAACUUUAAGAACAGAAAAUGUCAAGGGUAUUCAUUGAGUAUGAUCAGAAUCCAUUGUUUUAGAAGAAUUGUGUCUGUCUGUAUCAGUUGUUGACUGUAAACUAGUGACUGCAUGUUCCAUAGUGACUGUACUGUAAUUUCACAAAACACCUCUUUAAAUAUCUGGGUGGGCAAUCUGCUUAUAAGGCAGUGGAAAUACUGUGCAAUGUUUUUCAGAUCAACAUAACCACUGAGUUAGGUUUCAUAAGCUGUUUAAGUGUCCAUCACUAGAAGAGUUCUUGACUUUCAAGAAAAGUGCAAUAUAAAGAGAGGAUUUAUUUGUCCAGUAUAAACUUAAACAUUUCCUUCUGUAAACAUUGACAAUUUGACUUUUAUAUUGGGCAGGUUUAUUAUAAAUUUAAAUUAUAAUUUUUCUUUUCUUGUCUAGAUUGGUACUAGUACAAUGGACAAUCCAAUGCUAAAGUACGGUGCUAAAGAAUAUUUCUUCAAAGCUGCCCUUUGCCAUUUCAUUGUAGAUGAACUGAAUGCAAAGGUAACCUAUCCGUAUAUUAUUUUGCAAAAUUUGAUUUAUUUUGCAUAUUGAUUCACUUGGCUGAUCAUGUACACAUUUAAAAGGUGGUCAUCUUAUGUUUUGUGUCUUUGGAGAGCAACAUGUUUUCUGUUUUACAGCUUGCGGUGGAGAAAUAUGAAGAAAUGUUUCCGGCUUUUUCAGAUUCCAGAGAAUGCAAGCUCCUGAAGGCAAGUGACCACAAUGUGGGUUGCAGGUUCACAAUAUCAAAAGGGCUAAGCAUGCACAAAAGGUAAAGCCGCUUAGGGGACCAAGGAUUCCACCCAGUAGGUGUUUGUUUAUUUACUGACCCAGACCCCCAAAGAAUCCUUGAAACGUGUUUGUAAUCCAUUACUGGGACACUCAUCAAUGCAGCCCGCACCAUCUUCAUCUUCAAUCCUGAUGACUUUUGUCCAAUCGGAUGCUUCUCUUAUAGCAUUUUUGUGGACCAAUGGCACAUACGUGGAAAUUGAUGCAGCUCCCCAAUCCAUUAAUUCUCUAUAGGAAGCUUUCAACACACACAAGGUCCAGCAUCAUCAUACUUUACACACUGACGGCAGACUUCAAAUACAAUCAAUAAGGGAAUCCAUUUCUGUCCAGAACACCUACAGGCUGACUGUAUGGCAGCCAUUAGUAGGUAGGGAAACUGCAAAAUGUAAACACUGCUUUUCCUCAGAAAUGUGUUCCCCCUCCCCCAGCCUGCAUCAAUACCCCCAAAUCCCUUUAUUAACAUAAAGUGAUUUUGGUGCUUAGGCUUUCAGGAAUGGUAUAAAUGCAGUGUGUAUAAUAAUACACACUUAAUAAAGAAAAUGUCAGUUUCCAAGAUUCCAUGGGAACUUGCCAAGCCCUACAUUGGAGAUGUAGGAAACUUUGUGCAGGAUGCAGAAUAAAGAAAAAAACCAUUGCAUAUUUUAUGUAACAAUUGUUAGGAAAGGACACUGUUUAUAGAAUUUCAAUGCACAUAACCUAUUAAUAUUACUUUUGUAGAAAUUAUUAGAAGCUCAUGAAGAACAGAAUGCUGAUGCAUAUACCGAAGCAGUAAGUAUGAAGAAUAUUUGAUGUCAAACCAUUGAAUAAAAUGUCUAUUAUUCUUGGUUAAGGUAGUGGUCCUGCAAUUAGCAGAAUGUAUUUAAAUAGAAGAAAAAAGCUUCCAUUAUUGUGUAGUUUUGUGUUUGUAAGGUAAACCGUGUCCUUUAGUAGCCACUGUUGUCAAAUAUCUCAAGAUAUGUUCCAUAUUUUAUGUGUAGCAAAAACUUGAAACCCCUAAAGCAGAACUGUUCCUAAUUUCCUCUCCCCAGUGAACACGGACAUGCGGUGUUAAUUAAAAAUUGUAUAUUUGUAUUUAUUUUUAUGGCAAUAUCCAUACAUAACUUUUAGUUACAUUUUAGACAUGACAUUGCCACUUUACAAUUGGUGCCUUAUUCUAUUGUAUUUGUGAUCAGUUAUGCAAUGGGAAAUGUAUAGUCGUGUUUCUAAAUGGAUAUUCACAUGAACUUCCCCUAGAAAUAUUAUCAGCAUCUGCAUAAGCUUUUAUAAAAAUAAUAUACAGCAGGGUAAGUGGGGGAAAAAUAAUAAAAAAAAAAAAAAGAUUUAGGAUAAUUUAGAAAAAGAGACAUCAUUUAGCCUAUUAUGUCCUUAUCACAUGUAUCCUCUACAACUAUACAAAUAAAGAAUUUACAUCCAGGUUUCCAAAUAUAAAUUUUACUUAUUUUCAUCUUAGGUGAAGGAGUUUGAUUCAAUAUCUCGUUUGGAUCAGUGGCUUACCACCAUGUUACUUCGUAUAAAGAAAUCAUUCCAAUGCGAUGGCGAUGGCGAUGGCGACCUUAAAUAAAGUGGGGACAGAUGUACUGAUCCUCCCGUCUCUCCACUCCCUCUCAUCUUCCACUCUCCUUGUUUCUUGCAAAUAUUUAUUUUGCAUUCCUAGUGGCACUAAACCUGGUAACACUCAUUAACACUCAUUGUUAACAUUUACAUCACAUGUAUACUUUAAAAAGUGAAUUUGACUUUAAUAUGUAACAGGCCAUUUUUUUUAAAACCUUUAUUUUAACCAAUAUAAACUAUAUUGAUAUAUUAAAUAAUUAGCAAUAUCCUCUGUGCUGCUAAUCUUACCUGCCAAUCAAAAAGUGCUAAAAUACAGUGAUGACAGUAGUUAAUAUAGAGCUAAAUCACUAUAUGUAGACACAUUUCCUGGCUAUGCAAAUCCAACCUAUGCUGUUUAUUAAAAAUGGUCUUACACUUAUGGGCAAGUUCCCUGUUUUUGAACAUUCCAACCUCCAAGAAAUACCGUUCUCAAUUGGCUCCUGCAGAGUUAAUGACCCGACUCUGUCUUCACCUCCAACUAAAUACCACCACUAGAGUGUAGAUGGAAACUUGUGUAUCAUGUUGAAUUAGAUACAAUGAAACUUCGGUAUUCUAAAAUAAUUGGCUUUUUGAAGCUGUUGUAGAUGUAAUGAAAAAGAGACAUGAGCAAGCCUGCAUCAUACAUGUUUUCUUAUUUAUUUGGUAUUAUCCCUAACCUGAAAGCCUCCACACAUUCUAUUGAUCUAGGUUAGGCAAAUAGUUCAUAUGCAUGCUGUCAUGUAUCGAUAGAUUGUGACAGCAGAUUGCCAAAUUGAACAUUUGCUAGUACCUACAGAUAAUCUCUGCUCUCAUUGAGUUUGGAAAUUCUAUAUGAGAGCUGGGUCAUUUAAUUGCACUUAAAUAAAACCUAGUAUUUUAUGGCUCAAUUGAUUCUGAAUUGAGCAGUUGCAUACUUCUGAUAACAAGCAGGGCAGCCAUCUUUUUAAAAGUUUUGGGUUACAUUUGCAAAAGCUGAAAAAUGAAUUGUUUAGCCUAAAAGCAUAAAAAUGGAAGUACUCCCCAGCUCAAUACAUUUUUAGUCUAAUGUGUUUCCCGUCUCAAAUCUGUACAAUUCCAAGUCUUAGACUUGAUAAGGGUUUGUUACAGUUUACUAGCUCAGUCUGCAGUACUUUGAGUACUCUGAAUUCCAUUCCUGUUAACACAUACAACUAGAGGGGGGUUCCAAGUAUUUGGGUAAAUUGGUAUUAACAUACAAAUUUAUUCUUCUGGUCUCCACAGAGCAUGUUUCUCUAUUUACAGGCACUCUGUUUUAAUACAGUUGUGUGAAACGUGUUUCUUCCUUGUAAUCAACAGAGUCAAAAUUGUGUUUUUAAUGAAUGCAAUAUAAAAACGACAACAUCUAGCUUAGUUUUUAAAUUGCUUUACUGGCGUAGAAAUGCAUAUUUAUUUAUGGUUCAUAUUUCAUUGUCACAAAAAAGUAAUGUUUACAUUGAACACAAUAUCAAAGAGCUAGAUUUAGACCUUAUAAAUUGUGCUUGGCUUUCAUAUGGUCACCCUUGUUGAUUUUGUGAAGAUGUUCCACUUUUUAUCUGUGUUUUUAAUUUAAAAUGUUCUUGAAACAGUAUUUUUGCACAGUAGUGAAUAUGCAUACUGAUUUGUCUCGAUGUAGCAGCACAGUAGACACUUGUUUUUUGUAGUCUUGUGGUCGUCCGUAACCGAACAGACAGGUUGACUUUGUCUAUUCUAUUGUGAGAUAGUGAACAGCAUGUGUAUCAUGUAUUGUACAGUGUGGUGCUGCAGUUUUCAAAUGAUGUAACAGACAAUCUGUCUUCCUUUUAAUGUGUAUAAAUGUGGUCAAUAAAUCAAAACAAGAAAAUUAAGGAUUCUGUUCGUGUGUGUUUAUUUAAUUGUGUGUGUUAAAGGAAAACUCCAUA